GCCAACAAGUGGAGGGAACUAGUGAGGUGUGAACAGAAGAACAAGAAGUACCACAAAGCAAAACAGAGAGAGAAGCUACUAACAAUUUGCACAUUCAUUGAAUUGUUACAAACAGUCACAAAUUUGAUGCUUCUACUUCUACUUCUACUUCGGGUUCUUAGCAGCUAAGAGUUGCUAACAGUUUAUGAUUUGCUUGUCUGCAAGAUUGGGCUGAUCUUGCUGACUACAGUAAUACUGGAUGGGAUGAAGCUUAAAAAAUGGCUCGAAUCUGUUUUAUUGCUGCUUGUCGCCAUGUUAAGCGGUGCAUUAGGUGCAUUUGUGGGGGUAAACAUUGGCACUGAUGUUUCUGAUCUUCCAUCUGCUGCAAAUGUAGUAGCCAUUCUGAAAGCGCAUCAAAUUGGCCAUGUGCGACUAUACGACGCCAAUGCACACAUGCUACAAGCCCUUUCAAACACAGGUAUUGAAGUGAUUGUUGGUGUCACCAAUGAGGAGUUACUUAGGAUUGGUAGAUCUCCAUCGGUCGCAGCGGCCUGGGUUAACAAGAAUGUAGCUGCUUACAUGCCAUCUACUAAUAUCACAGCAAUAGCAGUUGGCAGUCAGGUUCUUACCAUGAUUCCAAAGAUUGCUCCUGUUCUUGUUCCUGCCAUGAAUUAUCUUCACAAAGCUCUUAUUGCUGCAAACCUUAACUUUCGUGUCAAAGUUUCGACUCCCCAAUCCAUGGAUAUUAUCCCUCGGCCAUUCCCACCUUCUACAGCUGCAUUUAACUCUUCAUGGAACUCUACAAUCUAUCAACUCCUUCAGUUUCUAAGGAACACAAAUUCCUCUUACAUGUUAAAUGCCUACCCUUAUUAUGGAUACACUAAAGGGGAUGGUAUUUUUCCUAUUGAAUAUGCUCUUUUCCGGUCACUUCCUUCAGUGAAACAAAUUGUUGAUCCAAAUACACUUUUCCAUUAUAAUAGUAUGUUUGAUGCCAUGGUGGAUGCUACUUAUUAUUCAAUAGGUGCCUUCAAUUUCGAUGAUAUUCCCAUUAUUGUCACAGAGACUGGUUGGCCUAGUUUUGGUGGAGCAGAUGAACCGGAUGCUACCUCAGAGAAUGCUGAGAUUUACAAUACUAAUUUGAUUCGGCGAGUUCUCAAUGAUUCAGGUCCCCCUAGUCAGCCAAAGAUAGCCAUUAACACUUACAUAUAUGAACUGUUUAAUGAAGACAAGAGGAAUGGACCGACAUCGGAGAAGAAUUGGGGUGUUUUUUAUACUAAUGGAAGUACUGUUUAUCCUUUGAGUUUUAGUGGUUCUGUUCAGAAUACUGGAAAUUCUUCAGCAGUUUUCUGUGUUGCCAAAGAUGGUGCAGACACUGAUAAACUGCAAGCUGGUCUGAACUGGGCUUGUGGACAAGGCCAAGCUAAUUGCGCAGCGAUUCAAGCAGGGCGGCCAUGCUAUCUCCCCAAUAACUUGAAAAGCCAUGCCUCUUAUGCUUACAAUGAUUAUUAUCAGAAAAUGCAUAAUGCUGGGGGAACUUGUGAUUUUGAUGGGACAGCUAUGGUUACUUCUGAGGAUCCUAGUUAUGGAUCUUGUGUAUAUGCAGGAAGUUCCAACUCGUCAGGCGGUGCCGGACGGAGUUCAUCAUCUACAGCAGCAAUUGCACCUAUGGGUUCUUUUGGAGCAAGCUCAAACCUUCAAGUUCCCAUCCUUCAGUCUUUGAUAUCUGUUAUUAGUGUCUUUUUUGCCCUAGUGUCAUUAUGACCUAAAGUUAAAUACUCUUUUGACAUUUGUUUACAGUUCAAUGAUUGUGGGAAGGUAGUCUCCAUAAAUUUUUGCUGAGAGUUUUCUUUUGGAUGUUAUAUAGUAACCAAAUUUUACAUUUUAUA
Arachis stenosperma is the source of this 1865-nucleotide messenger RNA. Its product is annotated as glucan endo-1,3-beta-glucosidase 4-like. Gene Ontology annotation, cellular component: plasma membrane. Gene Ontology annotation, molecular function: hydrolase activity, hydrolyzing O-glycosyl compounds. Bases 244 to 1740 code for a protein of 498 amino acids. Gene Ontology annotation, biological process: carbohydrate metabolic process. The record is from RefSeq and is a predicted model, not a curated record. NCBI's taxonomy places the organism in Eukaryota, Viridiplantae, Streptophyta, Magnoliopsida, Fabales, Fabaceae. The transcript has 5 exons.